UGGUGUCUAUUGGCACGAUCACAUUUACAUUUGCACGGCAUAAUUCAUCUGAAGUUAUAGGAAUUCGUGCGAUUGUGAAUUUCACAAGAAUAUCUUCCGGCAGCAAAAAAUUUCCCCCGACGGAUUUCUCGUGGAUUUCAAGUUUAGUUUCGAAGUUGUGUGGGGGUGGGGCUGAUGAAGUGCAAUCUGCUGUCAGGUCACUCCGCCAUCACUACAACGAGAGACAGGUGUUAAUGAUAAUGACAGCCCAAGUGACGAGCCUUACCUCUCUCCCUCUCCCACAGACAGAUACACGACCACGCCCCCAUCCCCACAAUAGGUACUGUGGUUAAAACAAUCUAACAAUGGCUAGAGGUUUAAAAAGAAAGAGGGAUGAUGGAUUAAAAUGUUCUGAUUCAAGUGAACGUGACAGUUCUCAGUCACCACCACAGACAGAUACAAAAAUUAUAGAAGUGACCAAGCAGAUCUUGAAAUGGGUUGAAGAUGAAAUACGUGACAAACGGAAGAUAAGUUACAAAUGCAUGACAGGUGACUCUUUAACAGAGUACAUAAUUGAGAAGAUUUCAGAGCUGAAAAAAGUCAAGAAGAGAAAGGAAACCAUAGGGGUUUUUGGCAAAUCAGGGGCUGGAAAAAGCGCUCUAUUAAGUGCAAUACUGAAUAAAAAGGGUCUACUGCCAUCUGGUGAUCAGCAUGCCUGCACAGCAGUUAUUACUCAAGUGGAAGCCAAUAUGACAGAUUUGAAGUACAAAGCAGAAAUUGAAUUCUUCUCAGAACAGGAAUGGAGUGAAGAUCUUGAAAACAUUUUGCAAGUUUUGUCAGAUGAAAGUGAAGAGUGUGAUGAAGAACUGACUGAAAAUGCUAAAGAAAAGAUCAUUUGUUUGUUUGGAAAAGGUGCAGAAAAGAAAACACUGGAGGAGCUUAAGAAAGAUGAGAAAUUUGAUGAAGUUGGCAAAUUGUUAUCCGAGAAGAAGAGGUUCUUUUCAGGGGAUUCUACUUCUAUUACAAAUUUCAUUAAACCUUUCCUGACAAGCAGAGGAAAUGGAAUACUGUUUUGGCCGGUUGUGAAAUGUGUGACCAUCAAGGUUCCAAACUGUCAUGAUUUCCUGGAGCACAUUAUUCUUGUUGAUCUUCCUGGAACCGGAGACUGCAAUAAGACUCGGAAUAACAUGUGGAAAGAAAAAUUGAGCAGCUGCUCUGUUGUGUGGAUUGUGAGUGACAUCACUCGAGCUCUGAGUAACAAAGAAACCUGGGAAAUAUUGAAGUCCUGCAUUCAUGACAUCACAGGAGGGGGACAGUGUGAAAGAAUGGCCUUCAUUUGUAGCAAGACUGACAUGAUUGACCCUGAUGAACAGGAAGACAAUUUUUCUGAACACGAACAGCAGUAUCCAGAGGAUGAGAAUGAAAAAACAAGAAUUUGCAUCCGCAAGAGAAACAACAUUACCAAGAAACAAGUAAAAGAAAAGUUUGAAAAUUCAGAAUUCAAGAAAAAAUUUGAUGCUGAUGAAAAUUUUCUACAAGUUUUCACUGUGAGUUCAAAGGAGUUCUUCAAUAAAAACUCAUUUCUGGAACUGAGAGACACAGAAAUACCGGAGCUUCUGGAUGUCCUGAGGAAGAUUAACAGUAGCUGCUCCAGGUGUUCAGCCAGAGAUUAUGUCAGUAAAGCAUUGGGAAUCUUGUGUUUGAUCCAGAGUUACCAACCGGAUAAAAAUCCAGAUUCUGAACAAAUGGUUGAGACAAAAGGCAAACUCCAAAAACAAUUCCAAGAUAACCUAAAAAAGGCACUGGCUGAUAUGCAUUCUCAUUUUGAUGAAAUUUUGGAAAAACUGGACUCCUGUCUCACAAAGGGAGUGGAUGAAUCAAUGGAACUGUGUUUAAAAACUGCAUGUGAUGAAGUGAUAUCUCCUCCUAGUAAGAAUAACCAAUGGUACCAUAAAACCCUUGAAGCUCUCUGCAAACAUAGAGGAUCAUACUACUCAAAAACAAAUGAAGUAGAUCUGAACAAGUGUUUGGCCAACCACAUGUACAACAGCAUAGACGAAGAUUUCAGAAAACUAAUUCAAUCAGUGCUGGAACAAAUAAACAAAUUCAGCAUCUUAAACAGGGAUACUCUUAACCCCAGCCAAAACACUGCUGAAUAUUAUAUUCAGGAAUUCAUCAAAAGUGAGGAAGCCAAUCUGAAAGAAUCCCUCAAGGAACAAACUGUCAAAAGAAAGAAAGAAAUGCACUCAUCAAUCAAAACGGUCAUUCAGAAUGCAUUGACCUCUUCCUAUGACAGAGCAGCAAAGGAAAAGGGAAAAGGAUCCAUGAAAAGGAGACAGGAAAUUCUGAAGGAAGCAAUUAAAUCAUCAAAACAAAAAAUGUUCAAUGAUGCAAAAAAGGGAAUGCUUGACAUGUUCGCUGAUUUGCAGCGAGAAAUAAGGAAGACACUUAAGUGUGAAUCAACGAAAUCAAUGGAUCACUCACUUCAGAUGUCCCAUGAAAACACUCUACCAGAUGUGUCCAGAUACAUAGAUGAUCUGAAGAGGCUUGAAGAGGAACUGUCUGAUGUCAUCGAACAAGAUGAAGAUGAGCAAAUUACAAUAUAUGACUGAGACAAGAUAUUUUUCUUUUUUCUUUUUUUUUUUUUAAAUGGCUUUUAGAGAACAUGGGGCAUUUUAGUCUAGAUCUUGGUUUAAUACGACCAUAUAUUGGUCAUGUAAUUAUAAAGCUGAUCAAACUAUUUUUUUAAUCAUUGUAGUCAAAGCAAUUAAUGAUGAGUAUAUAUCUCCAAUUGUGGAAUGAUUUUAGUUAACCUGGCUAAAUAUGACUUUCUCUGUUUUUAUUUUUUAUUUUUGCAUGGGGAUAAGUUCAUGAGUUGUUAAAAUGUGGAUGAGGAGUAGAUUUAAGUUCAUAGUUUAAAAAGGGUAUCUUGUUUAAAUAUAGAUUUUCAAUGUAACUUUUUUGUCUUACUAUUUAAGCCCACCUCUUAUAAUCUUUAAAUGUAUCAAAUGACUGGGGGCUGGGGUCAAAGACGCCACAGAAAUUCAAAAUGUGGGGGAGUUCUUCUGUGUUGUAAUUGUAACAUCUGAUAUAUUUCUUAAUAUUCUAUUCUAUAAUAUUCUUAGAUAUGCAUCUUAUUGUGUGAAAACUUAUGAGAACUUGUGUUAAUAAAUAGAUUAAAUUCAA
This is a messenger RNA of Myxocyprinus asiaticus (Chinese sucker), 3165 nucleotides long. RefSeq names its product nuclear GTPase SLIP-GC-like. The record is from RefSeq and is a predicted model, not a curated record. The coding region runs from base 345 to 2591 and encodes 748 amino acids. Gene Ontology annotation, molecular function: GTPase activity. NCBI's taxonomy places the organism in Eukaryota, Metazoa, Chordata, Actinopteri, Cypriniformes, Catostomidae. The transcript is spliced from 20 exons.